Pomacea canaliculata is the source of this 634-nucleotide messenger RNA. RefSeq names its product pancreas transcription factor 1 subunit alpha-like. Gene Ontology annotation, biological process: regulation of transcription by RNA polymerase II; developmental process. The record is from RefSeq and is a predicted model, not a curated record. Gene Ontology annotation, molecular function: RNA polymerase II transcription regulatory region sequence-specific DNA binding; protein dimerization activity; DNA-binding transcription factor activity, RNA polymerase II-specific. The annotation marks the transcript as partial. The transcript has 2 exons. NCBI's taxonomy places the organism in Eukaryota, Metazoa, Mollusca, Gastropoda, Architaenioglossa, Ampullariidae.
ACAGCAACGCCCACAGUUCCUAUCUGCAUCACCAUCUCUCACCAGCUUCAACUUCGCCGGCUUCAGCCCUCUGUCCACAUCGUCGACAACAUCUUCUCAUCGUCCUCAUCGUCGCCUUCCUCCUGCCUCUCCUCACCCCCGUACCCGCCGACACACGACCAAGAUGGCGACGGUCCCGGCAAGAUCCGGAGGAAGAAGAAGAAGUGUCACCAGCAGCAGGUCCAGCAACGACAGGCCGCCAACAUGCGCGAGAGACGCCGAAUGCAGAGCAUCAACGACGCCUUCGAGGGCCUGCGCACCCACAUCCCCACCCUGCCCUACGAAAAGCGACUGUCCAAGGUGGACACACUGCGCCUGGCCAUCGGCUACAUCGGCUUUCUGGCCGAAGCUGGUCCAGAACGACAGCCACACCAAGGAGAACCUCAGCAACCACGUGGGAGAGCAGCCCAAGAAGGUCAUCAUCCAUUGUCACAGAGGAAUGUCCGAAGCUGAGGCCUACGGCUACCCUCCCCUUGCUGGUCACUCGUUGUCCUGGACAGACGAAAAAAGGCGCGGACCUGGUCCUAACAACACGAUGGUGGCCAAGAUCUGGACGCCUGAGGACCCCAGGAAACACAAAAUUCAGACCAACGAA